UUUUCAGUGCUGAAACCCCUGUUUGUUCUGAAGAAACUGGUUUUCUUUAGAUCUGGAGGAUUCAUUUAGUUUGUUUGGGGAUAAAAUGGCAUCGGGAGUCUCCGACAGUGCCAAUAUGAGUAGCAGUGAUAAUGAAUGCGGCUUCAACAGAAAAAUGAAGGAACUGGUGACCGUUAUCAGAGAAACAUUAGGAGAGAGCGCUGAAUACAAGAAAUUAAGGAGCUGGGAAUAUUCUCAAGCUCAGCGUGAGAGCCGGGAGACUACAAAUUUACACGCCAACGAGUCCUCUCAAGCCAGCAGAUCGACCUGCAGUGAGCAAGGACAAAAGUUUGAUGUAUUUCUCAGCCACAGCGGUAGGCAGAAAAAUUUUGUUAGGCAGCUACACAGAGACCUCACAAACCAAGGCGUAUCCUGCUUCUUUGACGAAGAUCGUGAAAGUUGUUUGCCAGUGGCAGAAGAUUUCCCCUCUCGUAUAUUUCAAGCCGCUGAGACAUGCAAAGUAGCAGUUUUGCUUCUCUCUAGGGAUUUCAUUGAAACAAAGUGGCCAAUGCUGGAACUCUCUACUUUCGUGAAAGCCAGAGAUAGAAAUCCCAAUUUCAAAAUUUUACCCUUGUUCUUUAUGAUUCCACCCGAAGCUCUAAAACGAAUUACGGCAUGCAACAAAAAGUGGAAAGAGUUUGAGAAAUCCAAGGAAAGGCGAGCCGAAUGGCACCGAGCUUUGAAAGUAAUACGAGGAAUUAACGGGUUGAAGCUUACUGAAGAUGGCGAUGAACUGGAGUUUAGAGAUGAAAUUGUGAAAAAAAUCUGGCGUAUACUUCCAGCACCCUCACCAAGGUAUCAUGUCCCUGCUAUGCAAGGAGAAGCACGAAUGUGUCAGGAGGUCACAGAGCUCUUCAACAAAGCUCAGCCCACCGAAAAGGGAAUCCGUAUUGUUGGAUUGUAUGGAAUAGCAGGCCACGGGAAAGCUACACUUGGCAAGGCUUUCUGCAACCGGAAAUUGGGGGAUUUUGAAGGCAGAGUAUGUCAUCUGGAAUUUUCCAGAGGCGAUUCAUUCGAAAGAACAAAACUUGCCCUGCAGUAUCUCACUCACCGCCCACAAUCUUAUCUCCAAACAUUGAUAUGCCAAAAUCAGGCACAAGUUGAGAUGCAUACAAGAGUGAAGGGCCAAAGGGUAUUGUUGGUUCUCGACAACGUCACAGAAGAAAGUAUAGACGAAGCGACAUAUUAUCUUCGCGCAGACUUUGGAGAAAACAGUUGCAUCCUUUUGAGCGCUCGAAGUGCUGAUUUACUGGUAAAGCAUUUCAAUAUAGACUCGCGGUCAUGCAUGCGCGUCCCAAGGCUUGAAGAGGAAGAGGCCAUAGCCAUCUUGUUGGAAAGGGCAUUUCCAGUAGAGUCAAAUUUAGGGGCAGAGAACAGAGGAUUUGCUUUGAAGUGUGCAAAAAGAUGUUUGUUCAAAGACACAAGUUGUGACAUCGGUCCGAGAGCUCGAUCAUUCCAUCCGUUGGCCUUAAAAGCCUUUGGCGGCUACCUGCUAAGUAAGUACGGUUCGAAUUUGUCAAAAUGGGUUGCUGAGAUAGAUGGCAUGGUAGACGGAUCCGGUGAUGGUUUAGAUGAAGUGUUCACUGUGCUGUGCAAAGCUUUUGAUGACAUGGAUCCGAUAUACCAAACCAUAUUCAUACUUCUUACUGUAUAUAGGCUGCCCAACAUGUCUCCCCACAAAGUUACGGAGUGGCUUGCAAUAAACUGCAACGAAGAGAUCAAGUAUAUUAAGAAAGCUGUUAAGGAUCUAAUGAAGAAGGCUUUUAUUGAAAACUUUGAAGCUGAAAUCCGCAUACAUGACCUUUACAUUGAGUUCGCUCAAAGUAAAGCAAAAAGGAUGGAGAGAUGGCUGUGGUGGAAGGGCGAUGGACCUAGUACACGUGGGCUGAUUUCAAAAUCCAAUGUAGGGUUUGAAUUGGCUAAGUUGGAGCAAUGCAUGCACCGAAGUCCAUCCCAGAUCGCCCGCAUGUACCUUCAAAAUCUAUCGGUGCUUCAGCUCGUAGGUGUGCAGAAUAUGGCCAAGAUUGACUUGGGCAGGAUGAACAGUCUCAGAAGUAUCACAUUACACAAUUGCAAAAAUCUGACAGCACUUGAGGGAAUGGAAAAAUUGCCAUGCAUGGCAUGGGUUCAGAUGAGGGAUGUAAAUCCCAUGCUAAAACUUCCAGAACUAAGCAGUCUCGCUGCGUUACAAUAUCUGGAGAUCGACAUUGCAGACAGCCGUGUGGUCAAUGAGCUGGGAGAUCUUACACCUUGUUUAUUUCUCAGACAGAUAAUUGUUCGCUGUCCUUCUCUCUCGGAGUUCCCCAGGGUAAAUGGUUUAUCAUAUUUGGAGAAAGUGGAGUUUAGUGUGUGUGAUAAAGUGAAGAGGCCCCUGGACUGUGCAGAAUGCGUAGAGCUCCAAAGUAUUGUCUUAACUUUUUGCAGCCAGAUGGCUGCUUCGCCAUUGCUGGCUGGAUGUAAGAAACUAUCCAAAAUUGUUUUGUCAGACUGUGAUGCAGUGACGGCAUGUCCAGAGAUAGAUGUACCAAGUGCUUUAAAGACAUUAGAAUUGCAGAUUUCAUCAGAAGCUGCUUCGGCACCCAGAAAUUUAGAGUUUUGUUACGGACUAGAAAAUCUUCAACUAUGGAAUAUGGGGAAACUAAAGGAGCUUCCAAGUUUAAGACGUUUAUCAAAUUUGACUGUGCUCAAGCUUGGCAAGUGUGGUAUAAGGGAGCCACCGGAUCUUACAUGUUGUGACAUGCUGGAGGAUGUUUACUUUUUCACGCUCAAGAAUUUAGAAAGGUUUCCCAACUUCUCGUCACUAAGGAAGUUGAAGAGCUUGAGUUUAUAUAACUGCAGGAGGGUUCAAGAUCCUCCUCUUAUCUGGGGGUGCCAUGAAUUACAGGUGUUUCAUCUGCUCUACAAUGAUAAUAUGAAAGGACUUCCAAAGAUGGAGUGCUGCCCACGAUUAGAGGAAAUCAAAGUGAGUUGGCAUUGUGAGGACGAGAUCACUUAUGAUGGAAUUGAUCCGGGCAGUUGGGAAAUCGAUGACGAUGGUGGGUUUUGGCUGGAGCACUUCAAAUAUGAGAUCAUACCAAACUUGAGUGAUGUAAGCGUGCCAGAAGCAUUGGAAAAUUUACAGUGGCUGAACGGCAAGAAAAUGCUGGUGAAACGGUAUUUCCGCGGAUUGAAGCUCUAUUGCUCUCUCACUGCUCCAUAUGAACUAUACGUGCGAAGGAAGUUUUCGGGGCAAACAAUGGCAGGAGCUGUUGCAGGUCGUGAUGAAUCGUCUGAGAGCUCGGAGCGUUACGGCCAAAAUUUUAUUACUCUGAGAUCGACAGAUAGCAAAGUGAGGGCUUUCCCGACGCUGGGCAGGGUUUGUGAAGAUCGUGCUUGGUUGAAUAGAGUGCAAGAGUAUUUUGAUAUUGCUUGCACAAAUUCUGCCUCGGGAAGAAUUUAGUACCAGCUUUAAAUGGUUUAUAUGAAAAACUAGAUUACUUAGACUAUUCUUUUGUAGAUAUAUGACGUUGCAUGUUGUAUUUCAUUGCUUUUAAAAGCAGUAACACAAGAACAAUGUGCAUAGAUACUUAAUAUUGUAAGACAUGUAUAUCUAUGAUUUUAUG
This is a messenger RNA of Cryptomeria japonica (Japanese cedar), 3641 nucleotides long. RefSeq lists its product as uncharacterized. Gene Ontology annotation, biological process: signal transduction; defense response. NCBI's taxonomy places the organism in Eukaryota, Viridiplantae, Streptophyta, Pinopsida, Cupressales, Cupressaceae. Gene Ontology annotation, molecular function: ADP binding. The record is from RefSeq and is a predicted model, not a curated record. The transcript is spliced from 6 exons. The coding region runs from base 86 to 3478 and encodes 1130 amino acids.